AAAUAUAAACACAUGAAUAUGUUACCUGUUGCUUGACAACUGUUGCUCAUUUUAAGUAAUUUGUAAUUCUGAAGUUGCAGUUUUAAAAAACAUUUUUAUAAAAUUUUUAGAAAGUAAUUUUAACAUUGAUAAUGUAAAUGUUUCUAUACAUUUUGUGCCAAAUUUGUUACUAAUUUCAAAGCAGCGCCUAAGAAGAAAUUUUGGAAUUUAUAAUAAGAAAUAGUGAUAUAAUAUUUAUCACACUUUAAUCGUUUAUUGUAAUGGAUAAACUACGAAGAGCAUUAAGUGGAAAUGAGACCCCAGACGAAGAAAGUGGCAUCAUGUCACAAUUUAAUGAUGCCACAACCUUAAGCUGGUCAACAAGAAUUAAAGGUUUCUGCAUCUUAUUUAUAGUUGGAAUUUUACUGUCCUUCCUUGGUUCAUUUGCAUUAUUUUUUAAAAAAGGCCUCACAGUAUUUGCUGUAUUUUACACUAUUGGAAAUAUUACUUCACUUGCAAGUACUUGCUUUCUUAUGGGUCCUGUUAAUCAGAUUAAGAAAAUGUUUGCUCCUACACGAGCAAUUGCUACUGCAAUAGUUUUAGUAACUUUUGCACUUACAUUAUAUGCUGCUAUUGAGUUACAAAAACCUGUAUUAGCCCUGCUGUUUAUUGUUAUACAGUCUUUAGCAAUGACUUGGUAUUCCUUAUCUUAUAUUCCAUAUGCAAGAGAUGCAGUUAAGAAAACAGUUACUACUUGUAUCGGAGAUUAAAUAAGUAUUUCAUUUAUACUCAACAUAUAAACUGUAAGUGUGAUUACCAAUAAGGCUGGAAAUGUCAAUAAUAUACCUAAUAUCUAUAUUUUUAAAGUAAAAUAAUAUUGUCAUGUGUUAUUAUUUAAUUAAAACUGUUUAUGGCUACUAA
This is a messenger RNA of Agrilus planipennis (emerald ash borer), 900 nucleotides long. Its product is annotated as vesicle transport protein SFT2A. The record is from RefSeq and is a predicted model, not a curated record. Gene Ontology annotation, cellular component: membrane. The coding region runs from base 261 to 749 and encodes 162 amino acids. Gene Ontology annotation, biological process: vesicle-mediated transport. NCBI's taxonomy places the organism in Eukaryota, Metazoa, Arthropoda, Insecta, Coleoptera, Buprestidae. The transcript has 3 exons.